CGCGAUCCGGAGGUCGCAUUCUAGCAACAAUUACUUCCGACCAGAGAGCUUCAUGUAUUCACACGUUAGCGGAUCUUCUAAUCUCAAAGCAGAGUGAAAUACUGGACGCUAAUCAGAAAGAUUUACAAGAAGCUACUAAAUCGGGACUGGCAAAGUCUUUGUUAUCCAGAUUGUCAUUAACACCUUCCAAACUCAAAGGCCUUGCCGUUGGUCUCCAUCAAAUAGCUAAUUCAAGUCACAAAAAUGUUGGCAGGGUUCUAAAGAGAACCAAAUUAUCUGAUGGUUUAGAAUUAAAGCAAAUCACCGUGCCAAUUGGUGUCCUUUUGGUUAUAUUUGAAUCUAGGCCGGAUUCGUUGCCGCAAGUAGCAGCUUUAGCAAUCGCUUCUGGUAAUGGACUUUUGCUCAAAGGCGGUAAAGAAGCUUUUUACAGUAAUAAGGCCCUCAUGGAACUUGUUGAUGAAUCGUUAACGACUAUUGGUGCUAAGAACGCUAUUUCCUUGGUAUCUACUAGAGAAGAAAUCGGAGAUUUGCUCUCAAUGGAACAACACAUCGAUCUUAUAAUACCACGUGGUUCAAGUGAUCUAGUUCGCACAAUUCAAACCCAGUCUCAACAUAUACCUGUACUUGGACACGCUGAAGGAAUAUGUCAUGUGUAUGUAGAUAAAGACGCAGAUCUGCAGAAAGCUUUAAAAAUCGUCCGAGAUUCAAAAUGCGAUUAUCCAGCGGCGUGCAACGCUAUGGAAACACUUCUAAUUCACGAGGAACUCAUGGAUGGGCCGUUUUUCUCUGAAAUAUGUAAUAUGCUGAAGAAAGAAGGUGUUGUCAUCAACGCAGGCCCGCUACUACAUCAGCUAUUAACGUUUGGGCCACCAUUAGCUAAAACAAUGAAAUAUGAGUAUGGUUCUUUGGAGUGUUGUAUCGAAGUGGUUAAAAAUAUCGAUGAAGCUAUUAAACACAUUCAUACCUACGGAAGUAGCCAUACAGAUGUCAUCGUCACAGAAAACAGUGAAAGAGCAGAAACAUUCCAAAGAAAAGUGGACAGCGCGUGCGUUUUCCACAACGCGAGCUCGAGAUUUGCAGACGGUUUUAGAUUUGGAUUAGGUGCGGAAGUAGGGAUUAGUACAUCUAGAAUACAUGCUCGUGGCCCUGUGGGUGUAGAAGGGCUUUUGACUACAAAAUGGAUAUUAAAUGGUGUAGAUCACGCCGCGGCCGAUUUUUCUGAAGGAGGUGGACGAACCUGGAUUCACGAAUCUCAACCUGUAGAUGACUAAUAUUUAAGUAACGAAAAUCUAAAUUCUAGAGUUAUUAAAUAUUGCCAUCUCUUUUUAGCGACGUAAUAUAUUUUACAAGAUUGAAUUCUAAAUUAAUUCAUAUUGCUAUAAUCAUAUACUAGUUCUAUUAUUGUUUCCUUUCAGUAAAAUAAAUUUUUUACUGAAAUUUCGUCAAAAAUUAUAAGAAUUGUUAAAUUUUACAUUAGACCAUAUUUAUACCUCAAAAGCGUCACAUGAUUGUAAAUAAUUUUUGGAUUUAUAAGAAUUAUACUCACCUCUUUGAUUACCUACUUGUUUUAUGAUUUAGGUAAUAAAGAAUGUCCCAAAAUUCACGCAAGAAGUAAUAGAUAGAAAAUACAUUAAAAAUUAUAAUUUUUUAGUGAUUCAUAAAGUGUAUAGUGUAGGGUUAGGUUAUAUAUAGAAUAGCAUAUCGGGUAAACGACCUUUGCGGAUUUGCUGGCACAUACGCACUCUUUUGUCGAAAUUUUCCAUGACUGUUUUCGCGCUCAAUUUUCUCCUUCAAAUCGUGGGUGGUCCUGAACUUGUUGGCAUAAACCUUAAACAUCAUAAAAACCCAACGAAAACCAUAAUUUACAUCUAUUUCCUGCAACUUAGGCACAAAAAACUGGAUUAUCAUGUCGCAUUUUUGAAAAAGAAUGAUCCGAUGAUGCCUUCAAUCGAAUAUCCGCACCCAACAGCGACAUGACGUGAUUGCAUUAGUUUCUCAUCAAUCGCUAGUGGAUUAUCUAAACCCCAAAUGCGACAAUUUUGUCUAAGAUGAUUUUGUUACUUGUUCCAUAAUCUAUUCAACGAGCUCUCUUCACUCUGCAUGGUCAGCAAGCUUCAGUUAUUGAGUCAACUGAUCUUUGUAAGCGUGAAGAUGCAAAUCUUUCAUGAGAAUACGCUGUAGAGAGCUUCUCCAAAUGUCCAAUAAUUGACCACAAUGCAGAAUCGAUAAUCCUGGACUCUCAGCAACAUUCUCACGAACUGCUUCGAUGUUUUGUGUUGAAUGAGUUGUUGAAGGACGGUCAGAGUGUUUAAUAUCACUAAUUGAUCCAGUGUUCCCGAUUUUUUCAGUUAAUCUCUUCACAGUUGAUGAAAUUAAAUCACUAUUCCGACCAUACUUUUUUCGAAAUUUGGGAACUGUAGCUGCCAAACCCCCAUUAUUUUAAUGAAACGCGUUGUUGUUUCGUGUAGCGCACAAAUGGCGCUAAAUUCAAAUCUUGCGUGAAUUUUGGCACACCCAUAAUUUAUGUAAUUUAGUUAUAGGACUGGUUGUCUGAAGUUACUUAUUUGUGGUACAGUUUUAGUCUUUUUUUUUUCAUUUAAUGGGUUCUUUUCCGCCUGCGAAAAAUAUUUAAAAAACGAAUAAAAAAAUAAACCCUUGAUCCAAAAGGAUCAGUCGAAAGUUAUUUUAAUAAAAUUAGUAUUGCAUAAACAAAAUCUAGCAGUGAUGAAAGCAGCUCAAGGAACAGAAUACCCAUUCCUAUAUAUCGUACACUUUAAAAAGUUAUUUACGUCUCGAAAAUAAUCAGUGUUUUCGUCUUUUGAACUGAUAAUAACUUUUUGUUUUUGAAUAGUUUUAUAUUUAAAAACGAAAAAUUACUAUCAGUUCGGAAGACGAAAACAGACUGAUUAUUUUCGAGGCGUAAAUAACUAUGAAAUGUUUGAGAGAUAGUGAUGAGUAGUUUGUUAUUUUGUACGUGUCUAUUUUUUUUUUGUUAGGCAAAUCUUCUAAAUAAAGAAAAAAGGACCAGUUGUUGACGAAUUAUUAUUUUUUUAAUUUUACUAUUAAUUUUAUACACCAUUGGUCUUUGUCUCCUUCAGGUCCUCCUUUCCCUUAUUCACUCACUUUUCCCAGCGGUGUUUGAAAUUGCGUAAAGUCUGUAAGGAAUUUGCUUUGAUGUCAUGAAUAGUCUUGGAAACGGCGUCCUUUCAGCACUAAUGUUAAUUCCGGAAAUAAGACAAAGUCACAAGGAGCCUAGUCUGGCGAGUAAGGAGGGUGAGGCAGGACAGUAAUCUGAUUUUUGCCACAAAACUGACAAAUUGACAAAGCUGAGUGUGCGGGCAUCUUGUCAUGGUGCAAGAAUCGAGAACCAUGAGUUGUCUUGCCACAACACUGUUCUCUUUUUGCGGAUUCUCUCACGUAACUGUUGUAAAACGGAUUGAUAGUUCGCUCUUUCACCUUGAGGCAAGAAUUCAAAAUGCACAAUUCCAUUAUAAAGUCAAAAAAACAGUGAGCAUCACUUUGACAAUGGAUCGAGACUGAUGUGCUUUCCUGUUUCGGUUAUUUUCUGAACAGACAUAGCACGUGGUAGCUUCUUUCGGCAUCAUCUUUUUUGGGAGGUUUGAUUAGUCAAUUCCAAACUGAUUUUUUCCGUUUUUUUUUUGAGAAGCUGAACCAAGCUUAACUUUUCAGUGUGUUUUAUUGUCUGCCUAUUUUCAAUAUUUUCAAUAAAGUAGAAAAUACAAA
Messenger RNA from Anoplophora glabripennis (Asian longhorned beetle), 3744 nucleotides. RefSeq names its product delta-1-pyrroline-5-carboxylate synthase. Gene Ontology annotation, cellular component: mitochondrion. Gene Ontology annotation, molecular function: NADP binding; glutamate-5-semialdehyde dehydrogenase (NADP+) activity. The annotation marks the transcript as partial. The transcript has 4 exons. NCBI's taxonomy places the organism in Eukaryota, Metazoa, Arthropoda, Insecta, Coleoptera, Cerambycidae. The record is from RefSeq and is a predicted model, not a curated record.